CAGCUAAUUUCAUUGAAUUGAAAAAGAAAUGAAACGCUAGUAGUAAACAAGAGGCGAACUUUGCUAGUUAGGUUUUUAGUAUAUUAUCUACAGUUUACCCGGUAAUUUAGCGAUAAAAUCGUAGUUCUAAGACAUCAUAGCAUGCUGAAUACAGCGCUUGUAAUGAAAUCGCUUGGAGCGAUCUCCUACUGUUUACUGCUGUCAAUAUAUCUGGAAUAUGCUUCUGCCCAAAGAAUCAAGGAUGACAUGUAUACCCCAAUCAGCGGGGCGCAUUGUUUCCGCCGGUUGAACGGAACUCACGUCACUGGUUGCAGUUCACAGCUCGGUGGAUCCGUCGGUGUGCUGCACUUUAUUCGAUCGGCGACCGAUAUCGAUUUUAUCACCGAACAACACCCGGCUCCACCGUAUGCUCCCGUAAUUCCGCCACAUCUGUUCACGCGAGACAACAUUCUGCAGCUGCGAGACCGCGGUGGACGGCAUGUUUCGGCAGUUAUCUUGAUAAACAAUGCCACUUUGCUGGACCAUUACAGCCAGGAAUCGCGUUGUCCCAAUCAAUUCAGCAGUUUAAUGGCAUCAGGGGAGGAAAACGUGUGCAAUGUAGCGAAUGCGGACAGUAGUUGGAAUCCCUGGGGUACGGGACUGCUGCUGGAAGAUUUUCCGUUUCCGAUUUAUUACGUUGCAGACCCCGAUGAGAUUUCAAAAUUAUAUGAUUGUUUCGAGAAAUUUAACAAUUUUGAGCUGGAGAAUCAACACCAGAGAAGUUUGUGCAGUAUCCAGGUAAACGCGUUCAUGUCUGCUUCUGUGGAUUCUCGGGUUUGCUUGGCUCGGUCGACAUUCUUCAACUCCUUGAAUCCGGUCAAGUUCUGUGAUCCUUUGCAGGGAAAGAAUGUGUUUGCAUCACUUUUUCCAAGAGAUCAGGUCAAAAUUGACGAUCGCUCUGUAGAUACCAAAGAAAGAAUCAUCCUCGUGUCUACAAGAAUGGAUACAACAACGAUGUUUGACGGCAUCGGCCUUGGAGCAAUGGGUUCAUUGAUUCCGUUUACGAUUCUGAUGUCGAUUGCCCAUUUCCUUGCCAAGGUACUGCCGAAUCGUGUGAAUCCCACUGACCCAAACGUACUGUUUGUUUUCUUCAACGGGGAAGCAUAUGAUUACAUCGGUUCGCAGCGUUUCGUAUAUGAUUUGCAGAAAGGAGCAUUCCCCACAAAAGGCGGUAUGACCAAUCCGAUUGCCAUGGAAAAUAUCGAUCUGAUGAUCGAUUUGGGCACAAUCGAUAAUCUGAACCAUCUCAAAAUUUAUCACGCCUCUCAAAUACGGGUUCUUCCUAAAAUGGUUCAGCUGAUUCAGCAAAUUAAUAGCUCUUUUCGGUUCAACAUCACGGCCGAUAGACCGAUACUGACAAAAAAUUUACCUCCUGUAUCAUCGAAUUCAUUCCUGCGCGAGAACGUUUCUUUUCCGUCGGUGAUUUUUACAUCGACCGCCGAAAAUCGCUUCUACCAUUCUAUUUACGAUGACAAUGAAAAUCUAAAAUUCGUGUAUGGAAACCACUCGAACGGAACUGACUUCACACAACUAGAGGAUCUGACGCAGCGAAGUCAACUGUUUACGGACGAUUCUAUCCAAAUUCGCAUCCGAAACGUUUCGGCUCUGUUGGGAAUGACCAUUUUCGAACUGAUCACUGGAACAUCGUACACCGCUCGUUUCGGCCCCAACAGUGUCCUCAUCGAUGAGUUUCUGUACUGCUUCCUGCACUCAGCCGACUGUCCACUAUUCCAUGCAGCUGCCAAACCGGAUUCUCCUAAAGCGUUUCCUGUCCCGCCAACUCGCUAUAUUAGUGUUCAUUCGACCCUUCCGUCAGAAGCCUCCGGAUGGAUCCAUCGGCUUCUCGGUUUACUGGUAGGUCAGAAAGUGGAAAAAAGCACCAAAGCGGAAUGUCAAGCAAUGCAUCUGCCAUACAACUGGUAUGCCGGUUAUUCCGGUCUGGGAGAGUGCCAUCUGACCACUCAGAACUUCACGCAGGCUAUGUCGCCAGCUUUCCUGGACAACAACUAUGACUUCGCCUCCGGGCGCUACUCCACCUGGACCGAAUCAACGUGGCGUGAAAUGUCGGCAAGGAUAUUUGUUCGUCCUUCCGCAUCCCACGAAACACUAACCCUGUCCGUGGGGUUCAUCGUGAUGGCGAUCUCGUUCGUGAUGGUGUUUCUAAUCAACAGCCGUUCCGAUGUACUGUUCAAUCAGAACGCUUCGACAAUUCCAAUUACUCCACCAACGCAGUGCUGAGCGCGUUUGUUCCAGAGACUGUUUCACCUAGCAAUAAAUCUGUAUUAAGCUUAAUCAAUUCUGAGCACCUGACUGGCGAAUUGUUUUAUUCACACGCACUCGGAUCUGAGCGUUAAUACUAAUUUAGUUUUUUUUUGUUAAUUUAUAAUUCCGCAGCCGACGAAAUUAGGAAGCAAGUAAAACAGUAUGAAAUAAAUUAUUAACCUAAAUAAA
This is a messenger RNA of Malaya genurostris, 2490 nucleotides long. It is a transcript of the gene Nct, whose product is annotated as nicastrin. NCBI's taxonomy places the organism in Eukaryota, Metazoa, Arthropoda, Insecta, Diptera, Culicidae. Bases 142 to 2277 code for a protein of 711 amino acids. The record is from RefSeq and is a predicted model, not a curated record. The transcript is spliced from 3 exons. Gene Ontology annotation, biological process: Notch receptor processing; protein processing. Gene Ontology annotation, cellular component: membrane.